AUGGCUCCUCAUGCGAUUGUGUUCGAUCUUCUUACAGCCCUCCUAGACAGUUGGUCCUUAUGGGCCGAAGCGGCAAACAACGACCGCAGCGCAUCAUACCGAUGGCGCACAAGAUACCUGGAGUUGACCUUUGGAUGCGGCGCAUACCGUCCAUAUGAAGAUCUCGUCUACGAAUCAGCCAAGGAUGCCGGCCUCCCGGACAGUGCACCCAAAGCGCUGAUCGAGUCUUGGGAUCGGAUGCGCCCCUGGCCCGAGACCAGAGAAGUCCUAUUGCAGCUGAAGGAAAAGGGAUACCGCUUGGGAGUGGUCUCCAACUGCUCUGCAGAACUCGGCCGGCGAGCGAUUGCGUUGUGUGGUGUGGAAUUCGAUGCGUUCGUGACGGCGGAAGAGGCCGGCUUCUACAAGCCUCAUCCGAAAGCAUACGGGUCGAUCCUAUCGGCCUUGGGGGUCGACUCCAAAGAUGCCCUGUUUGUCGCGGGCAGCAAUGGUGAUGUCGUCGGCGCAGCAGCGGCCGGUAUGGAUGUUGUGUGGCAUAACCAGAUUGGCCUCCCAAGACUCCCCGGCUCUAAGCCGCGCCUGGAAGGUCGCUCGUUACAGGUCGUUCUAGAUCACCUCCGCCAGGUGGAGUCGAUGUCGAGUUCGAAUACAUCCAGCCGGUCAUCAUCGCGACUGUAG
This is a messenger RNA of Aspergillus nomiae NRRL 13137, 675 nucleotides long. RefSeq names its product HAD family hydrolase. The transcript has a single exon. The coding region runs from base 1 to 675 and encodes 224 amino acids. The record is from RefSeq and is a predicted model, not a curated record. NCBI's taxonomy places the organism in Eukaryota, Fungi, Ascomycota, Eurotiomycetes, Eurotiales, Aspergillaceae.